CUUCUUCACCCCAGCGCCCAAAUGUACAUAGCGCACGACAACUCGUCUUAAAUAAUCACAAAAUACCCUUGACCGUCUCUUAUAUCAACAGGUCAAUGUCUGGUGCACAACAAUGGGCAAACCAAGACUCAUAAUCCUCAUCCGCCAUGCACAAUCCGAAGGCAACCGUGACAAAAGAAUCCAUCAGACCACGCCGGAUCACAAAGUAGGGCUCACCAGCGAAGGCCACACACAAGCCCUUGAAGCUGGGCAGAAGCUCCGAGCCCUCCUCCGCAACGACGACACUCUCCACUUCUUCAUAUCCCCUUACCGUCGCACGCGGGAGACCACAGAGGGAAUUCUCAGCGGGCUAUGUUCCAACGACCCGGUUCCCUCGCCGUUCCAGCGAUCCCACAUCAAAGUUUAUGAAGAGCCCCGGCUCCGCGAACAAGACUUUGGCAACUUCCAGCCGGGGACUGACGAGGUUGAGCGCCUGUGGCGUGAACGUGCCGAGUACGGCCACUUCUUCUACCGGAUCCCCAAUGGGGAGAGCGGCGCUGACGUCUACGACCGCGUCUCGUCCUUCAACGGAUCCCUAUGGCGCCGCUUCUCCGAAGAUAACAUGGCCAGCGUAGCCAUCCUCGUCACGCACGGCCUGUGUAGUCGGGUGUUCCUGAUGGCGUGGUACCAUUACAGCGUCGAGUUCUUCGAGGACCUCCGCAACAUCAACCACUGCGAAUUCCUGGUCAUGAAACUAGGCGCCAACGGGCGGUACGUCCUCCAAAACAGUCUCCGACGCUGGUCCGAUCUUAGGAGAGAACGGGCGGCGAGGAAAAGUAUCUCCCAGUCUCCUGUGCCAGUGGAGUCGAUCCCCGUACGACGUUGGGCUUCGAACCGUGCCGCGGCUCAUGAUCCCGGUAGUUCCGGUACAGGCAAUGUCAACAGCAAUAGCAACAGUAACGGCACAAACAGUCACCUGCCUCGUCCCUCGCGGAAGAACACGGCAGACAUGUUUCGUGACGAGCGUGAAGAUGUCGAGGAUAAGCGUCAUCAACAACAACAUCAGCGUCGAGACAGCGUGAACAGGGCCAGGGACAGAAACCAGAGCCAAAACAAGAGCCACAGCCAGGGUCAAACCCGGGUACAAUCGACAAGCAGCACCCUCCGAACCUCCCUCAACAACCUCGCACUUGAGACGUCGUCCAGGAAACCCGGUCUGAGAGCUUAUUUGGGUCGUGACGGAGGGGGAUCGAGGUCCGGGGCAGCGUCACCUUUUGGAUCCGACGACGAAGAAAGUGAUGGUACACCACAUUCGGAGUUCAAAGUGAAGGGUGGUUUUGACAAUAAUGAUGACCACGGUUACACCCAGAAUCAGGGUCAUGGCCACGGUCACGGUCACGGUCAUGCUGGUCAUGGUCACGGCCGUAGAAACAGCCACGUUCAACAAACGCCCAAACUCUCGGCAUCGUCACUGGCCCGGGCGUUGAGGGGAGACUUUGACCUCGACGGAAACAAUACUGGUCACAGUCGGUCGUUCGAUGACAGGACGGCCGUGGCGGACCCGUUAGGUGAUCAACCUAGUGACGCUGAGGUCGAAGAAGCGGAUUUAGAAAUGGGUACGAAGCGACAAGAGGAGUUGGAGAUGGAGCAUAUCCUUGAAGAGGAGAGACACGAGAGAAGUCAUGGAGGGAGUGUUUAUUGAUAGUGUGGGCAUGGGCAAGGGUAUGAGGAAGAGCAUGAGCAAGAGCUUGAAUACGACACGAGCCUGAGUAUGAACAUGGGCAUGAGCAUGAAUAUGAACAUGAUAUGAGCAUUCAUUGUCGGCGUUGGUAGUUAUUACAAGCGUGAGGUUAUAGAAAACAGAAAAGAUGCACAUCAUACUGAGGUAUCUACAACAUUGAUAUAUCGAUAUAUCAG
Molecule: messenger RNA, 1896 nt
Organism: Exophiala oligosperma
Lineage: Eukaryota; Fungi; Ascomycota; Eurotiomycetes; Chaetothyriales; Herpotrichiellaceae
Exons: 1
Coding region: 113-1681 (522 amino acids)
Molecular function (GO): phosphatase activity
Source: RefSeq, a predicted model, not a curated record